GUGACACCGUUCAUUUGUUGUUAGUUCCGAAGCGAUCUCUUUUUUAAGCGUUUUAUUAACGUAUCAAUUGCAUUCUUGUCUUUAGUUCCUCCAACAAACUUUGAAGCAUGUGAACGAUGCGGACUGGAAAUGUUGCCUGGCUGCUUCCAUUGGAAAGCAGAUUUCACUUUACCACUCUUCUCCACAAGGCAAGGGCUGUGCAGAAUCUAUCGGUUAUUGUGCUCAGGGGCAUAUAGAUAUGAUUCUUACAAAGCUGGAGAAUUUGGCGAAACAGGAAUAUCAAAAAAAGCAGACGGGUUUCUUUGGUUUUCUUAAGGACACCCUUCCAGUGAAGACCGAAGCCGAUUACGAAAGAAGCUACCUGAAAGCAACAUUGAUGCUUUGUUACGGAUUUGUGGUCAUUCACUGUCCUGUUAACCUCUUGGUUAUAAAGCUUGAAAACGUUAUCAUGCGUUUUUUGUCGCCGUACUUCGAAAACCCGAUGGAUGACAUCAUCCGACAGAGUCUUCUGGAAACAAUGCGGAACAUCGCGAUAUCCGUUCAUCCGACCCGAAUUCGUUAUGAUUUCCCAUUCCGACCGCAGAUGCUGCAUUACAUUAUGGUUAAAAUUUAA
Messenger RNA from Soboliphyme baturini, 613 nucleotides. Lineage: Eukaryota; Metazoa; Nematoda; Enoplea; Dioctophymatida; Soboliphymatidae. The record is from the annotation of a GenBank genome assembly.